Molecule: messenger RNA, 696 nt
Organism: Ophidiomyces ophidiicola
Lineage: Eukaryota; Fungi; Ascomycota; Eurotiomycetes; Onygenales; Onygenaceae
Exons: 1
Coding region: 1-696 (231 amino acids)
Biological process (GO): dephosphorylation; DNA repair
Molecular function (GO): phosphoglycolate phosphatase activity
Source: RefSeq, a predicted model, not a curated record
AUGGCAAAACUGGUCAUCUUCGACUUCGAUGGAACACUCUUCGACACCCACGAGUCCAUUGAGCACAGUAUCAAACUCACUUUCGACACCCUGCUGCCUGCCCAUGUUCCCCCGCAGUCAGAAAUCCACCGCCUGAUCUCCAGCGGCGCAGGCCUGUCCGACACUUUUCGCGCGCUUCACCCCGCUGCCGAAACAUUCGCCGCUACGGAAACUCAAUGGAUCGACAAAUAUCGCGAGUUAUACGCUGUCCAUGGCCAAUUGCUCAUCAAGGCAUUCCCCGGAGCCAAAACGCUUCUCGAGGAACUGAAGGGCCAUCACAUCCCCACUGUCAUCGUUAGCAAUAAGGGUGUUGCAGCUGUCAAGACCGCACUGGAGCGUAACGGUCUGGAAGGAUAUAUCCCCGAGGACUUGAUUAUCGGCGAUAAAACACCAGGAGCGUUAAGGAAGCCCGACCCCUCGAGUUUUGUCAACGUCCUCGUGCCCGCAUUGAAGGCUCGUGGAAUCGACGGUGUGCAGGCUAGCGAGGUGCUCGUGGUAGGCGAUACAGUGGCUGAUAUUCAGUUCGCGAAGAACAUUGACGGCCGCGUGUGCUGGUGUCGGUAUGGAUACGGCGAUCGUGAGGCGUGCGAGGCCAUGGCACCCGAUUUCGUCGUCGAUUCGUUAAACCAAGUCGUUAGCAUCGUGCGGAAUGUGUGA